Besnoitia besnoiti is the source of this 3207-nucleotide messenger RNA. Its product is annotated as glutamate-cysteine ligase, catalytic subunit domain-containing protein. Lineage: Eukaryota; Apicomplexa; Conoidasida; Eucoccidiorida; Sarcocystidae. The coding region runs from base 1 to 3207 and encodes 1068 amino acids. Gene Ontology annotation, biological process: glutathione biosynthetic process. Gene Ontology annotation, molecular function: glutamate-cysteine ligase activity. The transcript is spliced from 9 exons. The record is from RefSeq and is a predicted model, not a curated record.
AUGGGUUUUUUGGAGGAAGGCACUCCUUUGACUUGGCGAGAAUCCGGGAGGUACAGGCAGACAGUAAAGCGGCGGGGCGUUCGCGAGUUCAUCAAACUCUUCAAACAGUUUAAGGAUGAUCGAUGUGACCCCCACGAUCUGUUCUGGGGUGACGAACUAGAACUGUGUCUUGUCAAGCUGGACGCUGCCUCACAGCGUCCUCAGGUUUUAUUGGCCGCUGAACACGCACUAGGUGAGCUGCGGACCAGAGAAGCUCGGUUAUCGCAAGCGCCGUCACGGGAGCCGCACGCGGCGCCCGCUUCGUCUGUCAGGUCUCCAGGCUCCGAGACGGCUCAGAGCGCUGCCGCAGACCGAAGCGGAUCCCCAGAAUCCAAUGCCUUUUCCGCUUCUCCGGGUGAGCAUGUCGGAAGAGCCGGCACGGAGGGCGAGAGCGCCGAUGUCCCGCGGUGGCGGCUGAGCAGAUGGCACCCUGAGUACGGCAGCCACAUGAUCGAAGCUAUCCCUGGAGAGCCGUUCAAUCUGGAUCUGAAUUCGCUCCUCUGUCUGCUGCCAUCUAUGCAACUACGACGAAAGAAGGUUCAGGCUGUCCUGCCCCCUGGAUGCUUCGCGGUCUCGUUGACUAGUUUUCCAACAGUGGGGGCGCUGUCGCUGCCGAACCGUCGAGCUGGCGGCUUCACAGGAGACAAACAGGCCUCUUCCUCUGAGCUUGCGAAGCGAAGCGAAAGUGACGGUUGUGGUAUUGAGGGGCAAGGAGAACGCCGAGAAGAUGUUUUUUUGCCCGGAGACUUCUCGUCGCCUCCGUCAGUACCAGACCCACUCCAUACUUUUGGUGGAAGCAUUUUUGUUGGCGAUGAAGUGACUAAAAACCACCCUCGCUUCCGGACGCUCACAGCAAACAUUCGAGCGCGUCGCGGGAAGAAGGUCGAGAUUCUGAUUCCGUUGUUUCACGACAAGCUCACUUCCGUUAACGAGGACGACCAAGAGGGCGCCUCGCUGCCCCAAACCGUCGAUGGUAGGGACCAUGCCGUUGUGGUAUCCGUAGACCAAGAACGCCGGCGGCAACGUGUGAUGAAUGGCGAGGCGCUCCACGACGGCCAGUGGAUCUACAUGGACCACAUGGUUUUUGGGAUGGGCAUGCACUGCACACAAGUAACUUUCGGGUGUCCGUCGAUGUCGGAUGCAAGAUACCUCUACGACCAGUUGGGUGUCCUCGCUCCCUUGUGGCUCUCGCUGACUGCUGCGACACCGUUCCUGCGGGGCCUAGUGGCGGCAACAGACACGCGCUGGGCGACGAUUGCUGGUUCUGUGGACUGCCGGACGCCGGAGGAGCUCAGGACGAUCCCCAAAUCCCGCUACGGGUCGUUCUCGCUGUACAUUAGUGACCAGCCGCCCUUACGAGAUAACGUUGAAUUCUACAACGACGUUCCUGCCCCGGUGGACUCGCGGGCAUACGAAGCAUUAAUUGCUGGAGGCGUUGACCCGCUACUUGCUCGCCACGUUGCCUUCCUGUUUGUGCGCGACCCUAUGGUGAUUUUUCGCGACAAGCUUCUGCAGUCAGACGGGCACAAAGGUGCCGAGGAGGAAAUCGCGCGAAUUUUGGAGGCAGAGGGGCAAGCAGACUGGAAAUUGGAUACCUACGACGACAACUGUAUAACGACAGAGAAUUUUGAGAACCUGCAGUCGACGAAUUGGAAUUCCGUUCGAUUCAAACCUCCACCUGCGUUCAAGCGGCUCACGGGGCAAACGGUGGCUUCGCAAAUGGAGACAUCGUCUUCGAAAGAGGAGGAAGAUAUCGAAGCACGAGCUGAGCUCGAUGAGAAACGCGCUGUGGGCAGACAAACAGCGAGAGUCGAAGGAGACCUCGAUGAAGAUAGAGCCAGGCGUCCAGAGUGCCGGUGUGGCGGAAGCAGCGUUGAGUGCUGGAGGGUGGAGUUCCGCACACCUGAGAUACAGCUGUGUGAUUUCGAGAAUGCAGCGUGUGUUGCGCUCAUCACCGUCCUUGUACAGGUUCUUCUUGAAGAGCGCUUGGAUCUGUAUAUUCCGAUGUCGCUGAAUGACGCGAAUGUGAAGCGGUCGGCUCAAGUCAAUUCGAUUCUAACGCAGAAAUUUUGGUUCCGCAAGGAUAUAAGACGUGACUCCAUCGAUCGCUCGUUCGGAGAAUUCUAUCUCCAUGAAAUCCUCUUUGGCGUGCCCAUGGAGCCAGGCCGCGAGACGCCUGCUGUGUGUCUAGUGCCGGCGUGUUUGGCGCACAUGGAGAGACAUUCGUCUCGCCUCUCGCCGUUGUGCGCCGCACAGUUGCUCGAAUUUUUUGAUUUCCUUCGGCAUCGAACGCAGGGCAUCAUCCCAACAGAUGCUGCCUUUCUUCGAGCGUGCCUGGCUGCUCACCCCGACUACAAGCGCGACUCGGUUGUGUCGCAGAAAGUAUGCUUCGCCGUGUGUGACCUAGCUGUGAAAAUUGGCCAAGGGACAGCCCGGGUGCCCGAGCUCUUUGGACCCUUCGCAGACCGCGUCGGCAUGCGCGUUUCUGACGAAGGACACAUACAGGGUUCAGCUGGUAGCUCAAAACCUGUUGUGACACCUGACUUUCCGUGCCCGCUGUCGGGCCAGCUCGCAGCUGUGCGUGAACAAUACUGCAGCAAGCCUGCUGCGGCUGCAGUUUCGCCAGCACCAGCCCGCGGUGUCCAACAGGGCUGCGGAGGCGGGUCUGCAGCGGAUAGCAGCGGUGCCGGACCUGCCCCGCCGCAAGGCAGAGAUAGCGUUAGCUCGUCCGCGACUGCAGGGUCUCAGGUGAAUCUCGCGUCAGAUUCUGUGCUGUCGACGUAUCUUGGAGCCCGUGUGCCUCUUACACUCCAAUGGUCUUGGAACGGUGGAGAUAUGGAGCGCGUUGUGCGUCCUGAGGGUACAGAAAAUACCUGUGAGAUGGGGAAGGGAGAGUCUGUGCCUCUGGAAGAAAACAUAAGCAGUGGCAAACCCCCACAGGGCUCGACCGCAACUCGGCGGUCUGUCCCGACUACCAGCGAGGGUUCCGCGUGUACGUGGAUGGCUGCGGCCGCGACUGGCGGAGUGGAUUCAGAUACAGAAGCUUCCGAUGAGAAUGCCUUCGCUUCCUCUCCCAGUUUGGCUGACCGCUCAGAGAUCCCCAACGGGGUGAGUCAGAACUGUGGAAGCGAGGCGCCUAAACGGGGAUGGCAAGUGUCAAUCUUUUAG